CACCCCCAAUCCAAAACCCUCUCUCUGCGCAAAACCCUGAUUCAAAACCCUAACACACACACAGAGAUCUAAGAGAGAGAGAGAGACCCAAAUUCACAAAAUUCAAUCCCCAAACACCCUAACAAUGUCAUCCGGAAUUAUCCGAUCACGCAUCGUCUCUUUCGUAUCCAAGCGCCAUCGACGCCUGUUGAGCUCCGACGCCGUAUCGGGCGCUCCCAAAGAGCCACUAGCGCCGUCAUUUGCUACAUCUACUGCUAGUGCUAGUGCUAGCGCUUCUUCGAAUACUACUACGAAUGGUACAGCUGCUAGUAAUGCUUCUCCGAGUGCUUCUGAAGCGAACGCUACGAGCAGCAACAAGGGUUUGAGGUUUCUCAAGUACGGUAUAAUCGGAGGCGUCACCGCAGCCACUGCUUACGCCGGAUACGCCUCCUACGCGUACACUUCUGAGGAAAUCGAGGAGAAGACGAGAGCGUUACGAUCAUCUGCAAAUUUCACUGUGCCAGAAGAUGCGCCUGCUGUUGAGAAAAUUCAAGCGUUGCUCUACUCUGCUUCAAUGACAGGUAGGGGUCCCCGAACUAUGUUUCAGUCUGUCACAUUUCAGAUAAUUACUUAUGCCUGUUGUGUUGUAUUUAUGUGUUCCACUAUCUGAAGUUUAUGUUCUUAUCCCAUAUAAGUUGGCUGUCAUUGGAUGGUUUAUUCCUGAGAGCAUACUGCCGAGAGUUGUUUAUAUUUUUCUAAUUAUGAUCUUGAAGUACAAUUCCAUUAGUCCUCUUUGAGUCUCUUUUACUAGCAACAUAGAUUCAUAUUUUUAUUCAAAGUCUAAGAGUAAUAAUUUUAGGAGUAGAACCCAAAGGGGUUGGCCCAAGUGGUGGAGGCCUUGGUCUUAAGGUUUGCUCUCUUUAAGGUCCAAGGUUCAACACCUCAUGGGUGCAAACAAUUUCUUGGGACCACACCCCCUGGUGAAA
Molecule: messenger RNA, 965 nt
Organism: Corylus avellana
Lineage: Eukaryota; Viridiplantae; Streptophyta; Magnoliopsida; Fagales; Betulaceae
Source: RefSeq, a predicted model, not a curated record